Molecule: messenger RNA, 2883 nt
Organism: Diuraphis noxia (Russian wheat aphid)
Lineage: Eukaryota; Metazoa; Arthropoda; Insecta; Hemiptera; Aphididae
Cellular component (GO): membrane
Source: RefSeq, a predicted model, not a curated record
UAAAAAUAUUUUCACAGGUGUUGCUCCGAUGACAUCUUUUUUACCAACAAUCGCAAAACAAUUGGGAUAUUCUACAGUUGUAGUUGGUACAAUCUAUAGUAUUUUACCGAUUUUAAGUUUAAUAAUAAAACCUAUAAUUGGUGCAAUCGUGGACCAAUUCCGGGUUAAGAAAUUAAUAUUCUUAAUGUUUAUAUUACUAUCCGGCCUAACAGCAUUUUCACUGAUGUUUGUUCCUUCAAUACCUCUGGACUCUUCAGUUGAACUAAAUUGCAAUUCUGCCACAUAUUUAAAUGUUUGUCCCGAAGAUAAUUUAUCUUUGUCGAAUUGUUCCUAUAAACGAGUUACAGAUGUUAUUGUUGAUAAAUUUGGUUGUGAGUUAAAGUGUAAGAACAGUGUUCAUUUUUCUAAUGAAAUGUGUUCAAAUUGGGGAUUUAAUGACUAUUGCGAAUUAUCAAAUUCAUCUAGUAUUAAUAAUAUUGAAUAUUACGAGCCAAACAGUACACAGAUAAUUAAACCAAGAUCAAAUAAGAAUUAUUAUAAUGAUGAUUAUGUUUACUUAUUUGCAAUGUUGGAAAUGGCCCAUUCUCUUAAAGUUGAAAAUUGUUUAUACUUCAGAAUAUCAUCUGCAAGUUUCUAUUUUAAUAAUUCCGAAGUAAUUAAGCACACACCGGUUUGUAAUAGUAGUUUAAGAUCACAAUGUCAAAUACAAUGUAACAGUGAAGUCAUUAUGGAUUUAAUAAUUCCUCAAAAGUUUAAAGGCAGUGUCUUAGAAUUAAGUCAAUUCUGGAUAUUUUUUCUGUUAAUAAGUCUGUUUUGGGUUUGUCAAGCUAUUAUCUAUAGUCUUGGUGAUUCUAUUUGUUUUGAUCAACUAGGUAAUAAGCCUAAUAUGUAUGGCAAACAAAGAUGUUGGGGUGCUAUUGGAUGGGGUAUUUUUUCAAUAUUUGCUGGAUGGCUUUUAGAUCUUUUUAGUUCUAGUGAAGUAAAUAAAAACUAUCUACCAAUAUACUAUUUAUGUUUACUGGUACUGCUUGGAAACUUUUUUGUUGCAUCAAAACUUGAGGUGACAGAAACAAAAAUAUCAACUAAUAUAUUUAAAGAUUUUGGAAAACUGUUAGUGGAAAUCAAGGUACUAGGAUUUCUUACUUGGGCAAUAGGUGUUGGAAUUUGCACUGGAAUGAUUUGGCAAUAUCUGUUUUGGUACGUUGAAGAUGUAGCUUCUAUGAAUGAAUGUAAUACUCAACAUUGGAUUAAAACACUGCAAGGUUUAAUAUCAGGAGUUCAAUGUUUUGGCGGUGAAGUGCCAUUCUUUUUCUGGUCAGGCUGGAUUAUAAAACGUUUGGGACACUUGAAUUGCAUGUCUCUUGUUUUGGGAGUUUUUGCUUUUAGAUUUUUUGCUUAUUCAAUUCUUACAAAUCCAAUUUGGGUACUCGUUAUUGAGUUAACUAAUGGAAUUACUUUUGGGUUAGCAUAUGCUGUACUUAUGUCGUAUGCUAGUAUACUCGCACUCCCUGGUAGCGAAAGUACAAUGAUAGGACUCGUUGGUGGAGUUUUUGAAGGCAUUGGUGUAUCCUUGGGUAGUCUAAUAGGUGGCUGUUUAUACGACAAAUAUGGUGGAGCUGAAACAUUCAGAUUAUUUGCAUAUGGUUCUGCAUUACUGUGUGCAAUUCAUUUGUUAUGUCAAAAAGUUCUGAAAGCAAAUAGAAAAUUAAGCCUGCCAAGUUACAAUUUUGAAGAAGUACAAAACAACAUAUCCCAUUUUAAAGAAACAGAUUUUAUUGGCGGGUCAACUGAAUACGCCAGUCCAAAUGAAGCUAUUCAUAUGCUGAUUGAUAAUUAAAUAAAUUUUUUUUCAAUGUUCCUACUCAAUUGUUUCAUUUCAUUUUUAUUUUAAAAAUGAAAAGAAAGAAAUACUUAAUUUASAGAAUUUAUACCUAUUAUAAUACUAUAUUUUGAUUUUUAACAAUUUUUAAUGGAAUGGGCAGAUAUUGAAAUUAUUAAAAUUUUUAGUAUAUAAAGCAAAAUGACAUGAUAUGAAUUGAGCAUAGUAUUUGUUAGGAAUUAUUAAAAAUACUUUUAAAUUUAACCAAAAUUCUAUUGAACUAGAAAAUAUUUAACCUACAAAUAUGAGUAUUCCUUAUUUAUAACCAAAAUUUGUGUCUUAGUUCUUAACCAUUUUUAGUUACUUUUUUWAAAAUUUUUUGGUAUCAUUAUUUUAAUUUAUUUUAUUACAUUAUCUUGAUAUCAAUUAUAUAUUCAUGAUACACUAGAAUAUUUAUAUUAUAAUUUGUUAGUUAUACUAAAGUUAUUUUUACAUAUAGUGUAUCAUUUCAAGAUUUACUAGAAUCAGCGGCGGUGCAGGUUUUUGUGGGGCCCUGGGCAGAUGUUUCUUUUGCCCUACCCUUCCACCGGCACUGGAUAGAAUUCGUACUUUAUUUUAUUAUUUUUAUAUUUUUAUAAUUAGUCAGUUAUAAAAUAAUAAAACAAUUUUUUUUUUUUAAAUUAUUCAAUAUUUGCCCAAAAGUAACAGUAUAGCUAUWUAGCGACUUUGGUUUUUGUUUUUAUGUAAUUUUUGUAUACAAUAUUGUAUUUGUGUAACUGUUAUAGUUUUGGUUUUAUAUGGUGCUAUAGAUAAAYUAUGUAAUUUGCUUGAAGCACAACAUAUUUACAGGGAUAUUUAAAAAAGACAAACAUCAUUAAAUUUGUAUUUAUUUUUAAUCAAUCAUUACCUCUGAUUAUUAUAAGUUACUCAUUUAGUAUAGUAUUUAAGUUCUUAAUGAUAUAAUUUUGGUGAUAUUGAGUAAUUUAAAGAUUCGUCACAAUUGAUUAUAAUCAUCGAUAUGAAAAACGGUUUUAUUAUAUGUUUUGUUCUUUAGUAUUAAUUAU